Molecule: messenger RNA, 1221 nt
Organism: Symbiodinium sp. CCMP2456
Lineage: Eukaryota; Dinophyceae; Suessiales; Symbiodiniaceae
Source: the annotation of a GenBank genome assembly
AUGGAGUGCAAGUCCAGAGCUCUGCGCAAGCUGCUGGCGCAGCUAAGUGCGCAAGAGGAGAGCUUUAACCAUUUCGUCUCGGCGGAGGCUCUUCCCUUUGAGGCAGAGCUGAAGUCUUGCGCCUCGGAGCUGUCGGCGCAUGCGGCGGCGGGUGAGACGCUGGACUUCCGCCGAUGCCGGACCACUCUCGCCUCCUACCUGAAGGAGCUUCUGCGACGAGCCUUCGCCACGCCCGUGGACGUCAAGAAGCGAGCGCAGGCGCUGCUGCUCCUCAUCGACACCUCCGGGAGCCAUCCUGAGGCUGCCUACUUGGUAGCUGAGUCUGGGCUCUUUGUGAAGGCUAUGCGUAGCAACCUGGAGUGCGAAGAUCAGCCGCAGCAGGGGCUGCUGCUCCUCACAGUGUGCUUGGCAGCCUGUGUGGCGCACCAGGUACCCGAGUCUCAGAGUUUCCACAGUUUCCUGACGCCCCUUGUGGACCUGGCGUGCGACUACGGCUCCUUCAAGCCCUUCCGGCCCCUGCAGAUCCACGCCGUGGAGGCUCUGGUCCACCUCUGCUACAGCCGCGCCUCGCGGCAGCUGCUAAGCCGAGAGCUCUGCUCUCCGAAAGUGGAGUCUUUGCUCCGGGCCACCCGAUACAGGUUGCAAGACGGUGCACCGGUUCGGCAGCACACCUUCCUGGUCUGCUUGCUCUUAGCUAAUCUCUGCGAUCUGCCCAUGGCCGUGGAUCCCGGCAUGAGCCCUGCAAGCUUUGGCUACGUGGGCUUCGCUGCGCUUUGGACUCCGGAAGACUUCUUCGUCUCCUUGGCCACAGCUCUGGCGGCUGCAGCACGCGGCGAGCCUUGGCCGCCCGAGUCGGAGUUGAUCUGGCCUUGCUGGAAGCUCGUGCACACCGUCGAGCGGCUCUCGCGCCACGGCUACGCAGCGGAGCUGCGACUCUGCGCCACUCCUCUGAUGACCGUGGUGGCUCGGACAAGGAGCCAAAAGGCUCCGGAGCACUCGGUGCGCAUCGUCCGCCUUGGCUGCGAGGCUCUUCGUGCGAUUGCCUCUGCCUGCAACGACAGCGAGGCCUUGCGCCGUGAGGCGAGGUUCACCAUCCACUUCGUGGAAGCCUUGAAAGAGCACGCCGAAGAGAUGCCGGCCGCCGAAGACUUGCUGGGGUUCUUCUUGGAUCACCGAGACCCCCUCCCCUACCUCAUGCACGCGGACCUGGUCAGCGCUUAA